AUCCCACCGGUAAAACCGGUAUAUCAUAAAAAUUCCUCGAGUUCGCAGAAGCCAUUCGAGAAUGGAGACCCGACACCGCUGCUCCAUGCUGUUGCUGCUGCUGCAGACGCUCAGAGCGUCUGCCAGCGAGCGCAUCGUGCUCUCCCAUACAGGCAACGUCAGUGUUCUCUCCUCGGGGCAGACGUUAGUGCCGCUGGAGCUCUCGUCCGCUGCGCUCACGGACCUUUUGAUGAAAUCGCAGGACCUCUCGCCUGUCACUUUGGACUCAUAUGUGUCUGGGGGCGAGUGGAAGCUUAAUAACUGGAGCGCACCGGUCUCACAGAUGCUGUCAAAAGACGGAGGCGCCAAUCACACGGUGCAGGUGGACGUACACUUCUCAGACGGGCUAGACGUGGCUGUCUCGCAGCUACUAGUACAGGCAGACCCCACGCCGCUGGAGAGCGUGGACCUGUCGCUUUCUUUUGGCAACGACGCACUGGCGGAACUCUCGGGACUUGUGCAGGUUCAUGUGGACGGCGUGAAGGCGACGUUCGAGGACCAGUGGCUACCCGCGGGUGUGGAUCUGAACCAAUUGUAAGUUAUGAGGGAGGAAGGGCGAUACAGGAUAGGAUACUUAUAUUUUUGUUGCUCUACUUGUUAUGACUGCAGGAUGAUCGAUGGCUCUACUGUAGAGAGUUUAGAGCUGGGAGCCUCGGGGACGAUCCAGCAGGUUGUGAUCCGGAAGAGUAACCUGUCGUUCCCGACUGCGGUGCUGGGGGCUGGCGUGACAACGAUUAUAUUGGAGUACAACACGAUUUCUGGGCCGAUUGAGUUGACGAAGGACGAGUACAAGCAGCUAACAAACAUCUCGGACUUCAGAGCCACAGGGAACACUGUGGAAUCGACUGGCAGUGGAUCAUCGUCGUGUAUAAAGGAAGAAACUGUCGGCGAGCUGGCAAUUUGCAUCGUGGACGACGUGCAGAACACGAAUACGUCUUAUUACACUGGAAGCCCAGGCAGCGCCGACAACACGCAAGCUACCGGAUCUCUUGAAACACAGUCAGCCAGCGACACCAGCAGUUCUCGCAGCACGCUAUCGAUUACCGCGAUUGCACUGGCCUGCGCGUGCACGGUGGUGAUAGUAGUGGUGCUUUCCUUCUUCCGUCGGUUUAAGAGGAAGGCGAGCAAAUUCGUCGAUGAACGACUGACGUUCACCAAUCGCGAGGACGACUUACUUGGAGGCGGUCGCAGGAGUGAGCCUGAGUUAGAGCAUGGUCCAUCGAGAGACUCGAAGAUUCUGGCAGAUAUGGAUCUCGGAAAGGACCAGGUUAUACUUCACAAGAAGUUAGGCAUUCAAGGUCUGUGGCUGGGCGAGUAUCAGGACACGAAGGUUGUUGCGCUCAAGUUUGUGCCUCGAGAGCUGAAUAUGGUGUUGGAGGAACUAAACGCUGUUAGACUAUCGUAUGCCCCACUUCGACACGAUAACAUCGUGACCUUCUUGGGAUCCAGUUGGACAGAUCGCGAAGAGGUUCUUAUCGUCGUGGAGCACAUGUCCAAGGGCAGUCUCAGAUCGGUACUAGCGGAUAACAAGGUCGAGCUGACAUGGCCUCAACGGCUUCAGAUGUGCAAGGAUAUCUGCAGUGGAUUGGACUUCAUUCGCUCCAUCCAAGGAAGCAUGUUGUCGCGGAAUCUGACGGCUAGAAGUGUGCUCCUUGACGCUCAGCUUACUUGUAAGCUGGACAUCUUCGACUAUGCCUCGAGUCUUCGAACGGAUUUGGUACCUGUGAGGUCAUUCGGACACGGAGAUAUCGCUAGUCGGGCACCUGAACUACUCAAGGGCGAGGAGAUCACAGCAGCAGCUGAGGUGUACGCGCUUGGUGUUAUUUUCUGCGAGAUUUCGUCGCGCAGCAAGCUGUUUGAACACGUAUCGGAGGAACGUGGCCAUACCAUGGCUGAUAUUUUUAUUGCCACUGAGGUGGUUGCCCAGCGCCUGAAGCCAUCGCUCGCAGAGGACUCUCCUGCUGCCUUCCGCGAGUUAACAUUGCGUUGUCUGUCGUACAUGCCGUCCGAACGACCGAAGAUCGGCGAGAUCUUGAGCAUGAUUUCCAAGUAAAAUAUAAAACAUGCUACUCCUUCUUGAUGUCACCCCAAGGAAUUUGAUGAAGACGCUCCGCUAGCUGUUGAUAGGGCAGCGUACGUUGCGCCGUGGUCAUGGCAGCUCGACCGCUGGAACUGGGAAGAACCCACACUUCGCUAUCUGCACGAAGCUCGCGUGGCCAUCCUGGAGGGAAUCUCGUUUGCUUACCGUAGUUCUCGAUCUUGGACAAAGGUGGUGAGAACAACCAGCUGAACUGCCGCUUGCCGGAGAACGCGAUCAAUAUCGGGGCGUGUGGAAGCGUGCACUCGGUCUGUUGAGCUUCUUCACCUUCAUCUUCCUGUUUCACGAUGGCAUCGUGGUCAUUCAGACAAACUUGUGCAGCAUGGCGACGUAGCCGUUGGAAGAAACUAUCUCGCCAUGCUUCCACUAACGAUACGGAUGAAUAAAAGCACAAGGGUUAGCACACGCUGAUGAAUGAAGUAAAAGGACUUUCAUACUUGUUGCCUUGCCGUAUUUUGAAGCAUCAUUGCCAGGCUGAUCACGGCAAUUAAUAGCGUUAGGUUAUAUGCAUCGCAACUUUAGAUGUCAAUCAUUACCACUAGUCCGAUCGACGUGAAGCCAACACCAUGGACAGUAGGCAAGAUGUUUUGUUCCAUGAUACUCGCCGUUGAAGGCACAACGCCCUCCCACGAGUGUGGCGACAGUGUCCCAGUCAAUAACAUCCACAUGCGGUUCGUUGGGUUACUGCAAGUCGACAGUAAGUGUGGAUACUGGUUCAGCUACAGGCUACUAGCCACUCACCUGUAGGAAUACCCAGUCUUCCAUGCAUGGUCUGAGGGAUUAUGACCUACAAUAAGUAAGCGAAGACGACGAUCUGGGUAGUGAACACAAGGCAGAGCCUGUUCAAAGCAGUCGUCGCAAAUGGCAUGCCAGCGUUCCUGCCACUUGCCGCUCGCUUGAGCUUCUUUCUCGCUCUCUGGCUCCUUGUGUCUGUUCUUGGUUCUCUUCGCAAAAACGUCCGCAACAGACUCCGCAGUAUCGUUGCAAUUGUCCUCAACGCAUGGAAUAGCGUCUACCGUAUCUUCGUCACGCUCGCGCUUGGCGCCGAACCGGAAUCUGUCGAAGAUCCCUGCCAUAGUUAUGAAGUGUAUCUUAUUGUGCUAUCUUCUAUAACAUAGUACUUCAGUUGUUAUAAAG
This is a messenger RNA of Phytophthora nicotianae INRA-310, 3274 nucleotides long. RefSeq names its product TKL protein kinase, variant. NCBI's taxonomy places the organism in Eukaryota, Oomycota, Peronosporomycetes, Peronosporales, Peronosporaceae. Gene Ontology annotation, molecular function: protein kinase activity; ATP binding. The record is from RefSeq and is a predicted model, not a curated record. The coding region runs from base 581 to 2092 and encodes 503 amino acids. The transcript is spliced from 2 exons. Gene Ontology annotation, biological process: protein phosphorylation.